AUGCAGCCUCUGGCAUACUUUGCCGUGAGGAGUUUGUUGGGAUGGCUGCAAUGGGUGGAACGGGCCGAGCAUGCCUUCAUCAGCAAUGCGCUUGUCUUGGUUGCUGCAGGAGCGGCACACUGCUGGGCUGUAGUAUAUGCUCUGUUCAUUGCCAUUCACACUCGGGCGAUGAGAUACGAGGGUUAUCAUGAAGGCUACACUGAGCAUCUACCUAUAUGGGUGAACUGGACAGAAAAUCUAGCAGUGGCAUCGAUGGGAAUUUGGUGGGCAGCCGGUUUCUCCACAGCGGCCAUCCGCAUCAUUGAUGAUGAUGCUCGAGGUCUGCCAAUGGAUGGUGGAGACGUCCAGGUCAACAAGUUCAUCCAGAUCCUUCGGUCUGAAAGGCUGCACGAUGGUUUGGGAUUGGCCCAUACCCUCAGCUGCAUUGGAUUGUUCAUCAGCAUCGUCUUGCUCUGCAUUGCCAUGGGCUUGAUGAAGGGCUCUGUGACGGCUUGCGAGCUGUGCCUUUGCUUUGUCGCGAUUGGCUUUGCCAUUCCUCAUGCAGUGGUCUCCUGCCGCCGCCUAGACUUGAGCAACCCGAAGAAGACAGAGGAUGCUGCGCCCCUGCCUUCCGAGGCUGCUGAGGCAGCCGCGCAGGAGGCCGCCUCCUUGGGCCCCCAGCUCUGCGUUAUCCUGGCUCUGGCGGACUCUCCUGGACACGCGUACUUAUGGCAGAAUUUUGUUUACUUCGUAGCUGCCAUUGCCUUCGUGGCUGCAGUCGCAGCCUGUGGACGUUCCCCUCCGAAGGUGGGCAAUGCUGCCCUGCCACCGCAAACAGGAGAAUUUGCCACGUGCCUCGUGCUGGACUUCGUAGCCUCGGUGGCCCUGGUUGUUUGCUUCCCGCAUCUCAACAACUGGCACUUGUGGGCCAUGACUGCCCUCCUUGUUGCCCUCUUUGCUGCCACUUGGUUUGAGGGCUGGCGAGACCUGCUGAUCGACUUGCUGGAUCCUCUGUUUGUGGUGCGCAGCGACACUGACAAGGCUCUGCCGGGGAAGCAGCGGGAGACGCUCAGACGAGUGUCUUGGGGCUGCUGCUUGGUUUGCGCUGCCGUGUCGAUGUGGGACAUCAUGCUCCACCCUGUGCAGGAAGGUCUCUUCGAACUUCCGGACUCGUUGCACCUCGACGAUGGGCUCGCGGAUCUCUGGGACAAAAACACGAUGAUGCUGCUGAGAUGGAAGCCUGGGGAGGGCCGAGGUGAGACCGGCUUGCUUUGGGCGGCAGCAGAAGCCAUGGAACUCGAUGCCCUCACCCUCAAGAAGCAGGCCAUCUUUGAGGAGCAGAGGCUUUUGCUGUUCAAGUACGACGCUGGCAAGGACGGUGAGAAAAAACCAGGCGGCGCGUCAGUACAUUCCAAAUGGAAAUCCAGCGUGGCCAGCCCCAAGGGAGACUUGGAGAAGAUUGUGGACACUGGCUUCCCGGCAGUGUUGAACGUGACUUUGUGCCUUCACGCACAUGCUCACACUGAAAUGGCAAAAGCAAAGGUCAGAAGUGAUGCAAGCGAAAAGGGUGAAGAGCCGCCUGCAGAGACAAGUCAUCCAAUGCACAAUGUCGACGACUUCGUGCAGAUCGUGGGUCCGGCUACCGAUGCGCAUGAAGCCUACAUGGCUGGCUGCAACUGGUGGACAGAGACAUUAGAUUCUUUCUACGGGCAUUCGGAUGAUGAGAACCAUACGGAUGUGGAUCCGCAGCAUCAUGCAAGUGCCGAUGAUGAGGAGGGUGCAGAUCUUGCAUGA
Molecule: messenger RNA, 1773 nt
Organism: Symbiodinium sp. CCMP2592
Lineage: Eukaryota; Dinophyceae; Suessiales; Symbiodiniaceae
Source: the annotation of a GenBank genome assembly